GCAGCGCGAGCACGGUCCGUCCAUCCCAUCCUACCGCAGAGCGCACACACUCGCUCACACGCACGUACUCACGCACACGAACACGUUGGGAGUCAGUCAUACGGUGUGCGUUGCGUGCAGGGCAGCUCGGCUCGCUGCUCGCAGCUGGGAUAGGGACGAGGAGAAAGCAGAGCAGAGGAAGAGGAGAGGGGAAAAAGGAGUACAUUUGACUCGGAAGAUGUUGGACUGGGAUAUUUUGUACGGCGGCGGCGGAGCAGAAACACGGUACACAAUGAGCCCUGUUGGAUUACAGUGAUUCUACUGCUCUCUCCGCGGUGUGUGGAGUUGACAACGGGAUUAAUAUUCUAUACCCCGGGAAGAAGGAAUAAGCGUCUGUCUUCAGUGGUUUUAGUUCCAGAGGAGGGGGGACCGGCUGUGGUUUUAGUUCCAGAGGAGGGGGGACCGGCUGUGGUUUUAGUUCCAGAGGAGGGGGGACCGGCUGGGCUGUUGUAAUGUCACCUUAUCACCCCGCUGUUCUGGAGCUGUGUGAAAGGGAGAGGCUGAGAUGAAGUGUCUCAAUAUGUCAGUGGGCAGGGGGCUGAUCCUGGUCUUCCCAGCUCUCCUGUGUUCCCUGGUCAGCUUGACCCUGGUGACCCUGGUCAGGGAGGUCGAAGGUCAGAAGGUCCCCGUCCUCAACAUCGCUGUGAUCCUGGGCCGCACGCGCUACAUCUCCGACCGGGACAUUCGGGCUCUCUGGAGCAAAGAGGACCCCAUGGACGUCAACGUGGUCACCCUAUUGGUCAACGAGACCGACCCCAAGAGCAUCAUCACCCACGUGUGCGACCUGAUGUCUGGGACCAAGAUCCACGGGGUGGUGUUCGGUGACGGGACGGACCAGGAGGCCAUCGCUCAGAUAUUGGAUUUUAUUUCCUCCCAGACACUGAUCCCCAUCCUGGGCAUCCACGGGGGCUCCUCCAUGAUCAUGGCUGAUAAGGACGACAAGUCGACGUUCUUCCAGUUUGGAGCCUCCAUCCAGCAGGAGGCGCUGUUGAUGUUAAGCAUCAUGGAGGAGUACGAUUGGCACAUCUUCUCUAUAGUCACUUCCAAGUUCCCCGGAUACCAGGAGUUUAUCAACAUCCUCAAGAGCACCGUGGACAACAGUUUUGUGGGCUGGGACCUGCAGCACAUCAUAACGUUGGACGCGGUGGAGGAGGACAGUAAGAGCCAGAUCAUGUUGAAGAAGGUCCAGUCUCCGGUGGUUCUGCUGUACUGCUCCAAAGCCGAGGGGGUCUUUAUCCUGGAGGAGGCUCGCUCCCUGGGCCUCACCGGGUUCGGAUACAUCUGGAUCGUUUCCAGCCUGACCUCCGGUACCACCGAAACGGUACCCGAGGAGUUCCCCUCUGGCAUGGUGUCUGUCUCCUCCGAGGACUGGGACUACCCUCUGGAGGCGCGGGUGAGGGACGGGCUGGGCAUCAUAACGUCUGCAGCCGCUGCCAUGCUGGAGGAGUAUGGAGAAAUCCCCGAAGCUAGGACCUCCUGUUACGGGACACAGCCGGAAAAGCCUUCCAAGGUUCCUCCCCUCGCGCUGCACAAGUAUAUGAAGAAUGUAACAUGGGAAGGUAGAGACUUGUCGUUUACAGCAGAUGGUUACCAGGAGAACCCCAAGCUGGUUGUCAUCGUUCUCAAUAAGGACAGAGAAUGGGAGAAG
Molecule: messenger RNA, 1687 nt
Organism: Coregonus clupeaformis (lake whitefish)
Lineage: Eukaryota; Metazoa; Chordata; Actinopteri; Salmoniformes; Salmonidae
Product: glutamate receptor ionotropic, NMDA 2A-like
Exons: 5
Source: RefSeq, a predicted model, not a curated record